AUGUCCAUGUUCAGCACCAAGGGCGGCCUGUACGAGCGCGCCCGCAAAAAGUUCAAAAUAACAGACGGCAUCAAGCUCUUCAGCUACCCCUUUUACAAGCAGCGGCGCGUCGAUGUGCAGGCCUUUUUUGCACAAAUCUACUCUGAAGCCCAAUCCAGCCGAGCCGCGCAGGGCCACCAUGCACUGGCCGAGCUUUGGCGCAUGGGGGUGUUGGCGCGCCACUACACCCUCAACAUUGACGGCCUGGCAGAGGUGGUGGGGAUGGACACAUGGCACCACGAGCACAACCCCAACGGUGUCACUGUGGAGAUGCACGGCAACAUCAGGGACAUGGUGUGCCCGGAGUGCCACGCGGUGGAGGUGCUGUCGCGGCCAAUCAUAACAGCCAUGAAGCAGCGGCAGCCGGUGCCCUGCACCAAGUGCGGCCAGGGCGAGAUGCGGUUCAAGGUGAUGCUAUAUGACGAUGAGGAGGGCGACUGCAUCACCCCAGAGGACGUGUGGGAGAGCCUGGAGGCUGACCUGGCGCAGGCGGACAUGGUGAUCUGGGUGGGCAUCAGCUUCGAGCAGAGCGCGUCGACAGAGUACUUCCGGAAGGUGCGCUACUUCUUGUCGAGCAUGGGCCGCCUGGACGCCUGCCGCCAGGUCCUGGUCAACCCCAGCGACGAGGCGCUGUUCAACCUGCUGAGCAGCUGCGCCAACAGGCGGGACGUCAACGUGCUCGAGGUGCUCGCGGGCGCCGACGAUGUGCUGACGUCGCUGGCGGAGCGGCUCGGCAAGCUGCACGCGGGCAAGCCGCCUGCCGCCGCCGCGGCGGCGGUGCAGGGGCCCGCGGCGGCGCUGGGCGGUGGCACGGGGUCCAAGGGCGGCGGCGACGGAGGGGAGUGUGCGGGAUUUUCUGGAGGCCAGCACUCCGACGGCAGGCAGGCGCUGACGGACGGCCAGCAGGCACAGGACGGGCAGCAGCAGCGGGGACAGCGCGAAGGCGUCAAGCAGGAGGCAGAGCAGGAGAUCGCAGCCGCGCGCCAGCAGCAGCAAGAACAGGAACGCCCCGCAAGCCGCGGCGCCAGCGGCGGCGGCGCCGGCAGCCCCGGGGACCCGCAGCAGCACGCGGCCCGGGCGUGCUCCCUGGAGCGCGCUGCCUCGUCCCAGGGCGCCAGCCGCCAGCAGCUGCGGCUGCAGCAGAUGGAGGAGUGGCACAGCUCACGGGGCGCGGCGGCCGGGGGUGUCGAAAGCAACGGGGCUGCAGGCCAGUCAGAGGAGGAGGCGGAGGAGGAGGGGCGGCAGGGGGAGGAUGGAGGGGGCCUCAGGGCCGACCGCCGCAGGGCUGCGCAUCAGCAGCGGCGCCACCUGCAGCGUGAGGCGCAGGAGCAGGAGCUGGCGCGGCUGCAGCAGGCGCACGCGCUCGCGGCAGUCCUGAUGGCGGGCGGCGGGGGCGGGGCGCUUGGUGGACUGGUGUCUGGGCUGGGCCUUGAACUAGGGGCGGCAGCGCCGCCGGCAGGCCUGCUGCCGGGGCUGGCGUUGCAGGCGCAGCUGCACGCACAAUUGCAGGUGCACCAGGCGGUGGCAGCCGUUAGCCAGCCUCUCAUGCCGCCGCUGGGGGGCAUGGCGCUGCACGCACCACUGCCCCCACUCGCGCUCGCCACCGCCCUGGCAACGGCCAGCGGCGUGAACGCCGCAGUGGCGGGCCUAUGGCCACCCGGGGCGCCGCAGCAGCUGCUGCCGCUGGCGCAGCCGCUGUCUAUUGCGGAGCUGCAGCUGCCGGUGUCGCUGGCGUGCUCUGCGCCGCCUGCCUCGGCCCUGUUGCAGCACCAGCUGCAGGACGCCGCCUGCGCAGCCACCCCUGCUGGCAGCCAGCAGCAGCAGCAGCAGCAGCAGCAGCAGCAGCAGGUCGCAGCUUUGUUGGGCCUUGUUCAGCAGCAGCAGCAGCAGCAGCAGGCCCAGCAGCUGCAGCUGCAGGCCCAGCAGCUGCAGCUCGCAAGCCUGGAUAGUGCAGCGCUCUUGUCCACAGGGGGCCUCGGCGCGGGCGCCGCGCCGCAGCUGGCACUGGCUGCGCUGCUGCAGCCGGCACCGAUCGCGCCCAGCUGA
This is a messenger RNA of Monoraphidium neglectum, 2085 nucleotides long. RefSeq lists its product as hypothetical. Gene Ontology annotation, molecular function: NAD+ binding. The coding region runs from base 1 to 2085 and encodes 694 amino acids. Lineage: Eukaryota; Viridiplantae; Chlorophyta; Chlorophyceae; Sphaeropleales; Selenastraceae. The record is from RefSeq and is a predicted model, not a curated record. The transcript has 6 exons.